Molecule: messenger RNA, 1428 nt
Organism: Paralichthys olivaceus (Japanese flounder)
Lineage: Eukaryota; Metazoa; Chordata; Actinopteri; Pleuronectiformes; Paralichthyidae
Source: RefSeq, a predicted model, not a curated record
AUGAUUCUUUUUAAGGAUUUUUUAGAGGCAGCAAGCAAUAUGUUGAACGGAUCCUGGCAUGAGAGCAACACAUCWAUWSKCCAGGACUUGUCAUCAGRAUACCUUAAGUCUGUGGAGGGUCUGGUGAAAAAUAUCCAAGUGAACAAGACCAGCCAUAUCAGCAWGCCAAACUUGGACUUCAAAGUCUGCUCWGAAGCGGARUGUGAUUUAUCAGUGUUUAACGUCAGCGUGGCCCUAAAUAGCACCAGCAAGUUGAAAACUGUUGCUGUGAAAAAUCUGGUGGAUAAAUUAAAUUACCCAAUUCAGCAAACAUUACUACCUCCGAACAGCAUUUUUAUAAUAGCCACACUAGAGAACAGCAGUAUGUCGUCUUUCAAUAUUACAAUGGAGCACCUGAACCAAACACCACUAUGUGUCUACUGGAACCACACGGGCUGGUCACAAGAAGGUUGCACAUUUGAGCCUAGUGACGGUAACAACACAAUCUGCAAGUGCAGCCACCUAUCUGCAUUCUCUGUCCUCAUGUCCAAGAACGAUACACCUAACCCUGCCCUAGAUAUCAUCACCUAUGUGGGCUUGAGUGUGUCCAUCUGCUSUCUGCUGAUCCUACUCAUCAUUGAGUCUCUGGUGUGGUCUGCUGUGGUCAAGACUAAUCUCUCUCAUUUCCGUCACACAGCACUAGUGAACAUCGCCACAUUCCUCUUGCUCGGCAACUGCAGUUUUUUGGCCUCUGCCUCACCUGAGAUUCUCAGUGAUGACUGGUGCUUAAUUUUGACCAUAUGCAAACACCUAUUUUUUUUGGCCAUGUUUGGCUGGAUGCUGUGCAUGAGCAUCAUGCUUGUCCACCAGCUCAUCUUUGUCUUCAGCCCACUUAGGAAAAGAGUCUUCAUGUUGUUCUCCAGCAUCGUAGGCUACGCUUGCCCAACUCUCAUUGUGGCAAUCAGCUAUUUGUAUUGCAAAUACACCAACAAGAACUACCAUGAUAAAGAAACAUGCUGGCUWGUUUUUGAGAAAGUCUUGGAGGGGUCAAUGCAUGCUUUCYUCCUCCCUGUGGGAACUAUWAUUUUCAUAAAUCUUUUUUCCAUGAUGGUCGUCAUUKUAACUCUGAUGAAGUCCUCGGUCCCUGAUGGCAGCAAGGCGGAUGAUAAGGAGACAGCUAAGAGCAUUAUUARAGUGAUGGUCUUCYUAWCACCRSUUUUUGGAGUAACAUGGGGUAUUGGCUUMCUUCAGCUGAUSUUUAAMGAAGGCCAACUGGRGCAUACUAUUGCUAGGUACAGUUUCACCAUCCUCAAUGCUUUCCAGGGCUUUUUUGUAAUGUUGACAGGGUGUUUUGCAGAGCRAAAGGUGCGAGAAGAACUGUUAAACCGAAUGUUYAAAGGAAAACAUGACAGCCUGAAGAAUUCAWCCACAUUUACAAAGGACAAAUGA